AUGGACACGGCUGCGCUCUUGGGACUGCCCCGCCUGUGCGCGCUGUGGGCAGCCCUGCUCCUGCUGUUCCCCUGCGGAGCCCAAGGAAACUGGAUGUGGUUGGGCAUCGCCUCCUUCGGGGUUCCGGAGAAGCUGGGCUGCGCCAACUUGCCGCUGAACAGCCGCCAGAAGGAGCUGUGCAAGAGGAAACCGUACCUGCUGCCGAGCAUCCGAGAGGGCGCCCGGCUGGGCAUUCAGGAGUGCAGGAGCCAGUUCCGACACGAGCGAUGGAACUGCAAAGUCGCCACCGCCACCGCGGCGACGCCGUUCGGCACCGGCCCCCUCUUCGGCUACGAGUUGAGCAGCGGCACCAAGGAGACAGCAUUUAUUUAUGCUGUGAUGGCUGCAGGCCUGGUGCAUUCUGUGACCAGGUCAUGCAGUGCAGGCAACAUGACAGAGUGUUCCUGUGACACCACCCUGCAGAAUGGCGGCUCAGCGAGUGAAGGCUGGCACUGGGGGGGCUGCUCUGAUGAUGUCCAGUAUGGCAUGUGGUUCAGCAGAAAGUUCCUAGAUUUCCCCACCAGAAACACCACAGGAAAAGACAGCCAAGUACUGUUAGCAAUGAACCUACAUAACAAUGAGGCUGGAAGGCAGGCUGUCGCCAAGCUGAUGUCAGUGGACUGCCGCUGCCAUGGAGUUUCCGGCUCCUGUGCUGUGAAAACAUGCUGGAAAACCAUGUCUUCUUUUGAAAAGAUUGGCCACUUGUUGAAGGAUAAAUAUGAAAACAGUAUCCAGAUAUCAGACAAAAUAAAGAGAAAAAUGCGCAGAAGAGAAAAAGAUCAGAGGAAAAUACCAAUCCACAAGGAAGAUCUGCUCUACAUGAAUAAGUCUCCCAACUAUUGUGUGGAGGAUAAGAAACUGGGGAUCCCAGGGACACAAGGCAGAGAAUGCAACCGUACGUCAGAGGGUGCAGAUGGCUGCAACCUCCUCUGCUGCGGCAGGGGCUACAACACCCAUGUGGUCAGGCACGUGGAGAGGUGUGAGUGUAAGUUUAUCUGGUGCUGCUAUGUCCGCUGCAGGAGGUGUGAAAGCAUGACUGAUGUCCACACUUGUAAGUAA
Cynocephalus volans (Philippine flying lemur) is the source of this 1098-nucleotide messenger RNA. It is a transcript of the gene WNT16, whose product is annotated as Wnt family member 16. The record is from RefSeq and is a predicted model, not a curated record. Gene Ontology annotation, molecular function: frizzled binding; cytokine activity. NCBI's taxonomy places the organism in Eukaryota, Metazoa, Chordata, Mammalia, Dermoptera, Cynocephalidae. Gene Ontology annotation, cellular component: extracellular region. The coding region runs from base 1 to 1098 and encodes 365 amino acids. Gene Ontology annotation, biological process: multicellular organism development; canonical Wnt signaling pathway; cell fate commitment. The transcript is spliced from 4 exons.